This is a messenger RNA of Brassica napus (rape), 668 nucleotides long. RefSeq lists its product as uncharacterized. Bases 13 to 339 code for a protein of 108 amino acids. The transcript is spliced from 2 exons. The record is from RefSeq and is a predicted model, not a curated record. Lineage: Eukaryota; Viridiplantae; Streptophyta; Magnoliopsida; Brassicales; Brassicaceae.
UUCAAACUAAAAAUGGCGAUAGGUUAUCAUGUUUUGACCGGUAUAGUAAUGAUCCUUGUCAUAUCAGGAGAACUAGUUCCAGGGAAAGGGACGUGCCAAGGAGACAUCCAAGGUCUGAUGAGAGAGUGUGCGGUCUAUGUCCAGCGUCCAGGUCCAAAGGUAAACCCUUCCGCAGCAUGCUGCAAAGUUGUUAAGAGAUCAGACAUACAUUGCGCAUGUGGUCAUAUUACAGCCUCAGUCCAGAAAAUGAUAGACAUGGAUAAGGUUGUUCAUGUUACUGCCUUUUGUGGCAAACCUCUCGCUCAUGGUACCAAGUGUGGAAGUUACGUUGUACCAUGAGACUUGUGACCAGAACUUAGCCAACAGUUUGUGGAAUUAAUUGUUUGUGCUUGGGGCAUUACUAGUCCCCACUUAAAUCUACUCUUGUAAUCUCUCUAUCUACAUUGAAUAAACCAUGAUCUGGAUUAGUUGACCAAUAUUGGACCCGUAGUAUCAACCAUAUUGUUAAAACAUCAUAUAAACUAAGCCUUUAUUAGUUGAGAAACGUUAUAACAUGUGACAUCACCACAAUGAUUCUUAGACUUUAGAGAAAUAUGUUGGUUCAUCUAAAUAUAUACAAUAUUUUUCACUAAACAAACCAUAAAAUUAAUUAUGAAUAUACAAAAAAU